This is a messenger RNA of Rhizophagus irregularis DAOM 181602=DAOM 197198, 1114 nucleotides long. RefSeq lists its product as uncharacterized. Lineage: Eukaryota; Fungi; Glomeromycota; Glomeromycetes; Glomerales; Glomeraceae. The record is from RefSeq and is a predicted model, not a curated record.
UUUUUUAAAAAAAAAACUUUUUGACAGCAUUUUAUUAAUUGUUAAUAAUCGGUUCGAUAAAAAAAAAAAAAAUUUCUUUAGAUUAUUAGAGAUUAUUUAUUUAAAUAUAUAGAACCAACACUUUUCGAUAAAUAUAAUAAUAAUAAUAUAAUUCAGAAUAUAUAUAUUUAUAUACACAAUUGUUAUUUCUUUCCCUAUUUCCGUUUCUUGACAAAAAAAAACAAAAAACGAUAAUCCCCUUCCCCCUAAAUUUAUAGUUAACUGUAAGAGAAAAUGGAAAAGUCAAACAAAGAUAAAACUUAUUCAAAAAACAAUAAUCUUAAAGAACACCAAAAGAUGGAAAAGUCUUCUUCUGAACCAUUAGAAAAACAGAAAAAAAAUAGUCGUUCUCAUAAACGAAAACCUGAUUCAGAACGUGAUAAACAAAAAGCAGAAUUAGAACGGUCAGGGAAUGAAUUGAAAAAACUUUUAGCGCAAUUUGGAACAAAGGCUAAAGAAGCCGACGACAUAGACAGAGAUACUUCGGAACUUCGGGACAACAUUUUUGAAUUAAUGACAAAAGCAAAAUCAAAAACAUUUAACAAUCCAAAGUCAAGGCACGGUGCUGCGCCACAUCAACAUGAAUCCACUACCAGUUCAACAUCAUUAACGAGUUUAUUUUCUAAUAUAUGGAAUAAUCUAAUGUCACUUAUUGCAUUGAUUGUACGCCCUAUUCAAGUAUUAUACCAAUCUUAUGAAAGAUUAUACUGCAGCAUUAAUUGGUAUUUAUUUUUGACUUGCAUUUUGGUACUUGAAUUAUCAAUUAUUGGUCUCAUUUGGAAGUUUAAACGGGCACAAUAUACUUAUGUGUACAUUGAACCUUAUGAAGCAGUUGUACAUGGUACAUAUGGCGUAGAAACAACUUCUUGGACAUAUUUAAGUUCUAUAAUGGAUAAUAUGUUUGACUUUUUUAGUGAAAUGAAACAUGGUGGUCGUAGUUUCAGUAGUCCAAAUUAUGAUGGUUUAGUACCAAUAUAAUUGGUAUUUUGUUAUGUGUCGUAGAAUUUGUUAGAUGUUUCGGAUUUUUACUUGUUUAUUUGUUUAUUUUGUUUAUUUUUCCCCUCCCCUUUUUUAA